Molecule: messenger RNA, 1082 nt
Organism: Hibiscus syriacus
Lineage: Eukaryota; Viridiplantae; Streptophyta; Magnoliopsida; Malvales; Malvaceae
Exons: 5
Coding region: 1-1080 (359 amino acids)
Source: RefSeq, a predicted model, not a curated record
AUGGAACCAGCAAAAAUCGACUGGAACAGAAUAGACUCUCGCUUCAUUGUGGACUACGCUUACGAACACAUCAGCGCUCCUAAAUGGGUUGAUUUCUUGGCCCUUGAUCAACAACCCAUUGACGAUGAUGCCUGGUUCUGCACUCCCGAUUGUAAUCAUCCCAGGACUGCGCAGGAUUUUCUUCAGGCCUCGUCUCUUUCCAAGGCUCCACGACGCUCUGUCACCGGCGGAGGAAGUCGAAGCUCCCCGUUUCGUGAAUUGAAUCAAGGGGGCAUGUUUUGCUAUAGAGACGCUAAACUGAAGAGAAGAGGGCAAACCCAAAUUCAAUCAAAGAUCGAUGAUAGUGAAAACCUGAACCCGAAUUUGUCGAUUCCUCCCACGAAUCAGCAAGCUAAGUCUUCGAAAGCGGCGAUCGAGUCGAGCAGUGAAAGAAAGAAACCGAUGGUGAGGGAUGACAUUUCCCAGUCCCCAAGUGAUGAGAUGCAACGGCUGAAGAGUACUCUGUCGACUAGGAACUUGUUUGCUAGUAGGGAUAUACUGAGUCAUAUAAGCGAGUUUUGCAACGAGCUGAAGAAAUUGGCGACCAGGGCAAGGGAGAGAGAAACAGAUAAAAAAAUGAGUGAGGAGAAGAUUCAAGCCCAAGAGGCUGUGGUGGUGGAGAAAGAGAGGAAGCCAUUGCUUGAAUUGGGUCAAGAAAAAAGUGGUGUGAUUAAAAAGAAAAGUUGCAGAAGCAGAGAACAGGAGGCAGAUGCAGAGAACAUGGCCUCUCCUCUGUCUAUAGAGAAUGUAAAGGACAAAGACAAAGAAGGGUUGCUCCGAAUACGAACCAGUCCAUCUUCUCCACAGUGCUUUUCAGCCCCAACCAGAACCACUACUACCCCUUCUAAGGCUCCCAGGUCCAGACUGAUGGAGAAUGGGAUCCUUCAAGAAGUGAAGCAAAACAAGGAUAUGAAAACAGACAAACCAGGAAGAGUGGUCUCUUCUACUUCUAUCGUUACUAAUGUUAAUGUUACGGAUGGAAGACAAGCAAGAGCUUUGGAUGUAUUUUGGUUCCUCAAGCCUUGCACACUGUCUGAAUAAAC